Messenger RNA from Histoplasma mississippiense, 576 nucleotides. RefSeq lists its product as hypothetical. Bases 1 to 576 code for a protein of 191 amino acids. The transcript is spliced from 4 exons. Lineage: Eukaryota; Fungi; Ascomycota; Eurotiomycetes; Onygenales; Ajellomycetaceae. The record is from RefSeq and is a predicted model, not a curated record.
AUGGGGGGAAGCGCAAAUAUCAUUGGUUGGUUUUGGCCUUUUGCUUCAACUCCAUGUCAAGGCUCAGGACUAGAGUUCGAAGUUAACGGUUUUGAAGAAAGCACCUUGUCAUGGCCACCCCCUGAUCCAGACCGAAUGUAUAAGCCGAUGCCGCGGAACAACUAUGGAAGCGAUUUUACUCAUGAACAAAACUAUUUAUCACAAAGUCAAGAGGUUGAAGCUUUUAAACUUCGCCAAAGAGAAGAUUUCCGCCGCCAACAGGCUGCGUCAGAAGUACAACGUCGAAGGCCUUUCCACAAACGAUAUAUGCAAAAUGUGGGAAUGACAGACUUCCCUGGCUUAAGUGAAUCUGAAAGUGGGGAAAACUCCGAUAGCGGUGAAGAAGGUUGGAGGGAUUCAGAAGGUGAUAGGCUUCGAGACUUCGGGGUUGAUGAAGAGGUCGAAUUUUAUGAUGAAGACGAUAUCCCACUCGCAGAGCUUCUUCGGCGACGAAAAUCCCACACCAGAGCCUCGACUCUCGAUCGCUGCCAGAAUCUAGAAAUCCAUCGACCCAAACUGGGACAUCAUGAUGGAUGA